Molecule: messenger RNA, 1139 nt
Organism: Spea bombifrons (plains spadefoot toad)
Lineage: Eukaryota; Metazoa; Chordata; Amphibia; Anura; Pelobatidae
Gene: NPM1
Product: nucleophosmin 1
Exons: 11
Coding region: 97-981 (294 amino acids)
Biological process (GO): ribosomal large subunit export from nucleus; ribosomal small subunit export from nucleus; ribosomal small subunit biogenesis
Cellular component (GO): nucleoplasm; cytoplasm; nucleolus
Molecular function (GO): histone binding; RNA binding; chromatin binding
Source: RefSeq, a predicted model, not a curated record
ACUAGUACAGAGCGUAUAAAUUACCACCGACCCCUUUAUUCUUUCUCAGAUAUCCGUCCGCUCGAUUUUGUGCACACAUAGAGUAGCCGUGAGAAAAUGGAAGACAGCAUGGAUCUUGAGAACAUGUCUCCUCUGCGCCCUCAGAACUUCCUCUUUGGAUGUGAACUUAAAGCCGAUAAGAAAGAAUAUUCAUUCAAAGUAGAUGAUGAUGAAAACGAACACCAGUUAUCUCUGAGAACAGUUAGCUUAGGUGCAUCUGCUAAAGAUGAAUUGCAUGUAGUCGAAGCUGAAGGGAUGAAUUAUGAAGGAAAAAUGAUAAAAAUAUCUCUUGCGUCCUUGAAGCCAUCUGUACAACCAACGGUGUCUCUUGGCGGCUUUGAAAUUACACCUCCAGUUGUUUUGCGAUUGAAGGCUGGGUCAGGACCAGUUUAUGUUAGCGGUCAGCAUCUUGUAGCUUUAGAAGAUGAUAUGGAGUCCUCAGAUGAGGAGGCUGAAGAAGAGAGCACACCAAGUCCAAAAAAUGCAAAAAGAGCAGCUUCAUUGAACCCAUCCAAAGUUCCCCAGAAAAAGGCAAAAUUGGAGGAUGAAGAUGACGACGAUGAGGAAGAUGAUGACUUUGAUGAGGAUGAUGAUGAUGAAGAGGAAGAUGAGGAGGAAACUCCAGUGAAGCCUGUUCCAGUUGCAAAGUCAGAGCACAAAUCAAACCAUAAUGGAAAAGCCACUGAUGCAUCAAAGACUCCUAAGACACCUGAACAAAAAGGAAAACGGGAAAACAAGCAAGCUACCCCAAAGACUCCCAAAACACCGUUCACAUUUGAUGAGAUUAAAGCAAAAAUGCAAGCCUCCUUAGAAAAAGGUGUAGUUCUUCCAAAAGUGGAAGCUAAAUUUGUCAACUAUGCAAAAAAUUGCUUCAGGACUGAUAACCAAAAGAUGAUCCAAGACCUCUGGAAAUGGAGACAGUCUCUCAAAGAUGGAAAAUAGAUUGAGUUGAAUGUUUAUUUUUAAAACAUAAGAUUUGUCCCUAGAAUGUUCUGAAGAAAUUGUGUAGCGUCUAUCAUGUUUUCUACUUUUUGUUUUCUCAAUGUCCAAGUGAAGGCAUAUGCAAGGUGUCCAAAAAUUAAAUAUUUUACUUACUACAA